Fusarium oxysporum Fo47 is the source of this 378-nucleotide messenger RNA. RefSeq lists its product as uncharacterized. The record is from RefSeq and is a predicted model, not a curated record. NCBI's taxonomy places the organism in Eukaryota, Fungi, Ascomycota, Sordariomycetes, Hypocreales, Nectriaceae. The transcript has 2 exons. The coding region runs from base 1 to 378 and encodes 125 amino acids.
AUGGCUCUCGGAUAUGCUGGAAACCACCAAGAGCAAGCCAUCAAUUCGAAUAUCACAACUACUGGCUUCCAAACAGAAUUUCCUAAUCCUGCAACUGCAGUCCCGCGGCGAAUUGGAGAAAAUACUCGACAUGUGGACUUGAGAUGUUUCAAGACUCAAGUCAUAGGUGUUUUGGGAAGCACGGACGUGCCGAUGAGAGUCGGAGAUGCUAUUUGUGGCUUGAUGGGGGCCAGGGUUCCCUAUAUUCUGCGAUCAUGUGGCAAUUCAUGGAUGUUUGUUGGUCCCUGCCACCUGCUUGAUCUCGAGGUUAUGAACGGCCUGUUAAUGAAAGAGCUAGAUGCUGGAAGGUUUACGCUUCGGAACUUCAUUAUUAAAUAA